AUGGUGUUAGUUUAUAAAGAACUGAAGCCGGAGAACUUGAAGGUACUCAAUCUUGCAAAUACAAAUUUUAACAAACUCUCAAACAUUGAGGCUUUAACUUCUCUCAAAGCCUUAUAUUUGCACCGUAUUGGUAUUAAUGAUUCCUCCGUCCUUCAAGGAAUUUGCAGUUUGAAGAAUCUUCAUGAACUUGACCUGAGUCGGAAUAAUUUUUACGGGCCUAUUCCUAUGUGCUUCAGAAACUUGACGUCUCUUCGAUUUCUUGAUCUCUCCAGUAAUAUUCUCAGUGGAAACAUACCUGCUGCUCUCAUUACUCCUCUUGUACACGUUGAGUAUCUAUAUCUCUCUGGCAACCUUUUUGGAGGUUCUUUUUCUUUCAGUUCUUUGGGCAACCAUUCAAAGCUUCAGGGGUUCGAACUUGGACCUUUGAACAAUGAUUUACAUGUCGACACUGAGGACCUUUCUCUCCCCCCACCAUUUCAGCUAAAAGUUCUCUAUUUAUCUGGCUGCAACUUGAAUAAUCAGACUCGAAGAAUCCCAAGUUUUUUGCUCUAUCAGAAAGAAAUAAUUCUUCUUCAUCUUUCUUCCCAUAAGUUAGUCGGCCAGAUUCCGACAUGGCUUCUGCAAAAUAAUACAAACUUAGAACUUCUUGUUCUAAAGGAUAACUCUUUUACGGGUCCAUUUCUUGUAGAUGAUUCUCUGGGGAUAAAUCUAAUUAGAUUAGACAUCUCAAACAAUGACGUCAGUGGUCAAGUUCCUCAAAAUAUCGAUUUAUCUUUUCCAUCUCUGCAGUGGUUGAAUUUGUCAGGAAAUUCAUUUGAAGCCAAUAUUCCCUAGUCAUUGGGAAACUUGACAAGUGCAGAAUCAAUUGAUUUGUCCCAUAAUAAGUUUUCGGGGGAGGUGCCAGGUCAAAUUGGAACUGGAUGUUUAGCUCUUACAAUAUUGGUAUUGUCUUAUAAUAAUUUGCAUUGCAAUUUUCCUUCUGGGUCCACGAACUUAACAAGCCUAGAAUUCCUUCACUUGGAUAAUAACCAUUUUAGUGGGAGCAUUUCACAUGGAUUAUCUCGUUCUCCAAGUUUAUCUUUGCUGGAUAUUUCGAACAAUUCUUUUCAAGGCAAAAUUCCUAGUUGGAUUGGAAAUUUUUCAUCAUUGGAGGCUCUUGACAUGUCAGCCAACUUGCUAGAAGGUAGCUUACCAGAUGCUAUAUGCAAACUUCAGAAUCUUAAAUUUUUAGACCUCUCCAAAAAUCAGUUGAUCGGACCUUUACCAGCUUGCUCCGAGCUUACAUCAUUGAAGUUCAUCCACCUGCAUCAAAACAUGAUCUCAGGGCCCAUCUCAAACAUGCUGUCUGGAAGCUUCAAUUUGACAACACUCGAUUUGGGUUACAAUAAGCUGUCUGGCGGUAUGUAA
Messenger RNA from Coffea eugenioides, 1407 nucleotides. RefSeq names its product receptor-like protein 8. Gene Ontology annotation, molecular function: protein binding. The transcript is spliced from 3 exons. NCBI's taxonomy places the organism in Eukaryota, Viridiplantae, Streptophyta, Magnoliopsida, Gentianales, Rubiaceae. The record is from RefSeq and is a predicted model, not a curated record.